This is a messenger RNA of Mya arenaria, 4830 nucleotides long. RefSeq names its product probable cysteine--tRNA ligase, mitochondrial. Gene Ontology annotation, cellular component: cytoplasm. Gene Ontology annotation, biological process: cysteinyl-tRNA aminoacylation. Bases 294 to 2372 code for a protein of 692 amino acids. The record is from RefSeq and is a predicted model, not a curated record. Gene Ontology annotation, molecular function: ATP binding; cysteine-tRNA ligase activity. The transcript is spliced from 13 exons. Lineage: Eukaryota; Metazoa; Mollusca; Bivalvia; Myida; Myidae.
AUGUUCUGCAAUCGUCACGUUGACUACUAAUUUGUGAAUUAAUUGUUUGAAUGUACAUCUUUGGUAACAUAGGUGUAUUGGCUGUAAGAAAGUUGACUGCUAUUUAUCAAUUAAAAGACCAAAAGACACAUACACUUGCAGCUAGGAUGUGAUUUUAACAGUUGAUGCCAACAAUGACCUCAAUGUCAUCUCUACUUUCACUUUGAAAUUGAAACGAAAGAAACAAAAAUAAGAACUAAAUCAAAACAAUCUACCCGAUAUUGCUUAUAUCGAUUUAUGUUUAGUCAGCGACAAUGAAUGUGUCCAGAAAUUCAUGUAAUUUGAGAUUCUGCUCAAAAGUUUUCACAAGUUUUACAAUAGCUGGAAAGAAAAAAGGUGUAACAUAUAAUAGAUUCAGUAAUCACUAUUACUCUUCAAAGACACCAAAAGUUAGUGAGUGGAUAGAGCCAUCAGGAAAUAGGACAGGCAUAUACAUAUAUAACUCACUGACAAAACAGAAGAAUGAAUUGGUUCUGCCCAGAGGAAACCAUUUAUCUUGGUAUAUAUGUGGCCCGACUGUGUAUGACUCCUCACACAUUGGUCAUGCAAGCAACUAUGUCAGAUAUGACAUCAUUCGAAGAGUCUUCCUUGAUUUCUUUAACAUCAAUGUCUCAUAUCUGAUGGGCGUUACAGACAUUGAUGAUAAAAUCAUUGUUAGAGCAAAUGAGCUGGGGCAAGACUUUACAGCCAUAACAAACCACUAUGAGAGGGAGUUUUUCCAAGAAAUGUUGGCAUUGAACAUCCUGCAGCCAACAAUGACAUCUAGGGUGUCAGACUAUGUGCCGGAAAUCAUAGCUUUUGUGCAAAAAAUAAUGGAAAAAGGCCAUGGAUAUGUCGGAAAAGAUGGCAGUGUUUAUUUUGAUGUUGUGGAGUAUGGAAACUACUACAAGUUUGCUUCCCCUCAGCAACUGUUCAAGUCCGAUGUUGAAGUGAAGAAGAACCCUGCCGACUUUGCUCUAUGGAAGGCGGCAAAGCCUGGAGAGCCAUUCUGGGAUUCACCCUGGGGACCUGGACGUCCGGGCUGGCACAUUGAGUGCUCAGCUAUGGCCAGCCGAGUGUUUGGGAGCACCAUUGACCUUCACUCAGGCGGGUUAGACCUGAUGUUCCCCCAUCAUGAGAACGAGAUUGCCCAGUCCUGUUCGUACCAUGGCGUCAAACAAUGGGCAAACUACUGGCUGCACACAGGGUUCCUGUUCACACCGCAGGAAUCUGAGAAGAUGUCUAAAUCGCUGAAAAACACGAUUUCCACAUCAUCUCUCCUUAGCAAAUACACGUCAAACCAGUUUCGCAUGUUUUGUAUGCUCACACACUACAGGAAUAACAUUGAGUUUACUGAGGAGAAGAUGCAGAAGGCGAUCUCCCUUGACAACAAGAUUGGCUCGUUCCUGCGGCAGUGUGAUGCCUAUGUGAAAGGACAAGUGGUUGGAGGAGACAUAUCCGAGGCCGAGACCAUGAAUAUGCUGGCAGAGAACUACGAAAGGGUGAUGGGUCAUCUGAAGGACGACUUUCACACACCACUUGCCAUGGAUGCCAUCUUCAACCUUAUAUCAGUUCUCAAUCAAAAGUUCAAAGAGUCGGAUACAGUGUGUCGAUGUCCCGGUGUUAUAGCGGCUGUAGAGGUCCAUGUAAAGAGGAUCUGCAAGAAACUUGGCUUCCUUAAGAAGGGCUGGAAGAUGAGUGAAGACUCAGACAACAUGAAACUGAGGGAAGUCCUUGAUCACACUGUCAGAUUCCGCUAUAACGUUCGACAGUACUCAAUCAAAACUAAACUCCCAGAAUCCGUUACAGCGUCCUUACCUGCCGGCAUGGAAAAGAAGAUACGCAAGGAGCUGUUUACCCCUCUGCUACAACAAUGUGACAGCCUGCGAACACAGCUGAAGAACUGCUACAUAAAUAUACAGGACCUUAAAACAAGCUCGACAUGGGACUUUGAUGAUUCUAAAGAUAUGAGGGAAGAUUCAGACUGGGAUAGCGACAGCAGCGGAACUCCCAUGGACAAACAAACUACACAAGAAACACAGAGCAGUGAACAUGGGACAUCAAAGGAACCUAUUAGCAAAGAAAUUAUGCAUGAUACACAGUGCGGAAAGACUGAGGAGUUCGAGAGAGAAAUGAGCACAGAAAGCCCAAGUAUACACGAUACACAGAAUCGAGAUUAUAAGAUAUCAGAGGAACCAACAGGCAGACAUACACAUGAUGGACAGACGACGGAAAGUGAAAAAUUGGAACAAUCGCUUAAUGUUGAGGAUACAUGUAGGAAAGAUACAGAAAAGGUUGAUUCGAAAGUGUUAAAAGAAGCAACUGAGAGUGUUUCCAAAAGAACAACAAGCUAGUUUAUAUCAACAUUUAAAAAAUCUCCGAUUGUGAUAAUUUAUAACUUUUGAAGUUUUGUAAAUGUGUAUUAUCAUGUACCCUGUAAUAAUUGUGUAUUAUCCCUAAAUGUUAAAAUGCAAUAACAUUCAGUGUUUUUUUCAAAUCUGCUCAUAUGCAUUCCUUUGGGCUCUUGUAAAUAUUUCAUAUCUAUAAGUUGCGAACAAAAAUCUAAGAGUCCUAAUCAUAGUUUUGUUUCGAUAUGACUUUAAGACAAUGCAUCUCGCUGAUACACAUGGGCCUUCAAAAUUAAGCAUCCUGCUGGUAAACAUGGUCCUUUAAAACAAUGCUUGUAAACAUGGUCCUUCAAAACAGGGUAUCCCGAUGAUACAAACAGUCCUUCAUAACAAGACACCCCGCUGAUACAAACAGUCCUUCAUAACAAGACAUCCCGGUGAUAUACUUGGUCUUUCAAACAAUGCACCGCGCUGAUACACUUGUCCUUCAAAACAAUGCUGGUAAACAUGGUCCUUCAACACAAGGCAUUUUGCGGAUAAACAUGGUCCUUCAAAACAAUGCUGGUAAACAUGGCCCUUUAAAACAAUACAUCUGGCUGAUACACAUGGUCCUUCAAAACAAGGCAUCCUGCUGAUACACAUGGUCCUUCAAAACAAUGCAUCAUGCUGAUACACAUGGUCCUUCAAGACAAUUCAUCCUGCUGAUACACUUGGUCCUUUAAAACAAUGCUGGUAAACAUGAUCCUUUAAAACAAUGCAUCAUGCUGAUACACAUGGUCCUUCAAAUCAAUGCAUCCUGCUGAUACACAUGGUCCUUCAAAACAAUGCAUCCUGCUGAUACACAUGGUCCUUCAAAUCAAUGCAUCCUGCUGAUACACAUGGUCCUUCAAAACAAUGCAUCAUGCUGAUACACAUGGUCCUUCAAAUCAAUGCAUCCUGCUGAUACACAUGGUCCUUCAAAACAAUGCUGGUAAACAUGGUCCUUCAAAACAAUGCAUCCUGCUGAUACACAUGGUCCUUCAAAACAAUGCCACCUGCUGAUACACAUGGUCCUUCAAAUCAAUGCAUCCUGCUAAUACACUUGGUCCUUUAAAACAAUGCUGGUAAACAUGGUCCUUUAAAACAAUGCAUCCUGCUGAUACACAUGGUCCUUCAAAACAAUGCUGGUAAACAUGGCCCUUUAAAACGAUACAUCUGGCUGAUACACAUGGUCCUUCAAAACAAUGCAUCCUGCUGAUACACAUGGUCCUUCAAAUCAAUGCAUCCUGCUAAUACACUUGGUCCUUUAAAACAAUGCUGGUAAACAUGGUCCUUUAAAACAAUGCAUCCUGCUGAUACACAUGGUCCUUCAAAACAAUGCAUCCUGCUGAUACACAUGGUCCUUCAAAUCAAUGCAUCCUGCUGAUACACCUGGUCUUUCAAAACAAUGCAUCCUGCUGGUCCUUCAAUUAAAGCAAUUAUUAUAUAGACUCUGGAUUUACAUCUUUAUUCAUGAAAGAAUCAGUGUUUUUAUAGAACUUAUUAAUUGCUUCUUUUUUUGUGCCUUAAUAUUCAGUGUGUGUAUACCACGUGAUAAAUUGCGUCAUAAAUGCUACGUCGGAAGGCAAUAUUUUGAUUUGAAAAAAUACUUUAAACAAAGAUAACUUCACUAUUUCUUCACCAUUUUGAAUGAAACAAAGCGCAGUCUAUGCCGCCUAUGGAGCCCUGCCUUCGGUCUUUCACCAGAGUUUGAUUGGGAGUUUAAUUUCUUUAAACACUUCGACAAACAUUUGCACAAUACGGCCGUCUGACGGAGCACUGUCAAAACAUGAUUUUGGAAACAGGUUUGUCGAAGUGUUUGAUGAAACUAAUGACUUCAUCAAAUGUCGGUAAUAAAACAAAUGCGGGGCUUUUUAAGCGGCAUAGACUACCCUUUGUUUCAUUUAAAAUAAUGUUGUAAAAGAAAAGUUAUCUUUGACUUCAGUCUUCAUUUUAGGCAAAAUGUUGCCUUCCGAUGUAGCAUAUAUGACGCAAUUUAUCACGUGGUAUACACACACUGUUAUUUAAGUUCUUGAAAUAGGGUGACAUUUUGUUUUGACUGCAGAUUUCAAUAUGCCUGUACUGCUGUUAUAUGCAUAAUAUGGUGUUGAUUUCGUAUAGGCCACACCAAAUCAGUAAUUCUUAAGAUUUACCACACUUAUUUUUAUUUUGUAUUUUGUGUGUCCUGUAUCUCAUGCUGUUCUGACAUAUUAGGACGUUCAUGCUCUUCCGACAUGUGGCAAUAAUUAUCAACCCGAUAUUUGUUAGCUUUUUAACUGGAGAUCCUUCUCAUUAUAAGAAUUCAUUUACAACAGAGAUACCAACCUCGGAAGAGAUACCAACCUCGGAAUGAAUUUGAUUCAUGAACAUAUACAACCAUAUUCUAAUCAGAGAUUCCUAUAUGUGUCACAUCGAUUGUUAGUGAAUAAAAGAAUUGAAAAGCUUG